AUGGAUGCCUGGAAUAGGAUCUAUAUAAAGGGGACAGCUCACCUCGACCAUGUUCCCUUCAUCACUACAGUCAAUCCAAUCCCUCAUUCUAUACUCUCUCAUCAAUUUCCUCUUCUCCUUUUUACAACACACAACCCGUCACUCAAGCAUUAGCUGAAACCUAAAUAAAUUAUCAUACCAACCCAAGCUACAACAAGUAUCACAAAAUCCAAACAUGGCCAACAUUCGCGAUCUCAAUCAACUCCCUCCCUACUGGGAAGUCGUCGCCAGCAUGGAAGAACCCAGCUUUGCUCACCCCUUUUUCGCCGGUCUCAACCACAACCACAUGCCCCAUGGCGAACACUUUGCCGGUGCUGGAGACUUCGAUCUGCCCCAUCGCGGCCGCCAUGGCCCUCACCACCGCCGCCACCGCCGCGGAGAGCCUGUGACUGAAGACGAAGAGCCUACCCAGACCGAGACCGCCGAAGACGAUGAAUCCUCCUCUUCUUCUUCCGAUGAGGAAGACCGUGAUGAAUCCAAGAAAUGUAAGCGUCACGGUCGCCACGGCGGCUUCCACGCCAAGGGUGGAAAGGGCUGUCAUGGGCCCGGUCGCCAUGGACGCGGUCCAUGGGGGAAAUUCGACCACCCCCCUCAUCCUGGAGCAUUUGUCGCUUGGGGAGCUGACUUCCAAGGACCUCACGGUGGAUUUGGACCACAUGGCGGGUUCGGCCAUGGACCGCAUGGUCGGUUCGGCCCUUACGGGGGUCGACACAUGCGCGGUGGCUUCAAACACGGUGGUCCGGGCGGACCGCACCGUGGCUUUGGCCCAUUUGGAUUCAAGGAGUUCGGCCACCAUCAUCACCACCGCAAGCACCACAAGCGGGGCGACUUUUUCCACCCCGAAGUGGAUGUGUUCGACACCACGGAGGCCUUUAUAGUGCAUGUUUCGCUGCCCGGAGCGAAGAAGGAAGCGGUGGAAGUGAAGUGGGAUCCGAAGAAGUUCGAGUUGAAUGUCAGCGGGACGAUUGAGCGUCCUGGCGAUGAGGAGUUGUUGAAGACGUUGGCGUUGGAUGAGCGUCGCGUGGGGACUUUUGACCGCCAGGUGCGACUGGGAAGUGUAUUCCAGCCUGUGGAGAUUCAUGUUGAGGGCAUCACGGCAGAGAUGGAGAAUGGGGUGCUGAGCAUCAAGUUGCCGAAAGUGGAGACGGAUGUGGUGAUGGUGACCCGCGUGGAUGUGCAGUGAAGCGUGUCGAGGGGACACAUUAGUAGUAAUAUCUCCAUGAUGGAGUGAUAUGAUGGUAUGGGCAUCAAUUGUUUCUUUAUUCUUAUUUCUUUUUUGUUUUUUCUUCAUUUUUUAUCUCAGAUUGCUGGCGAUUGAUUUAUCGAAUUGUACUUGAAUGAAAUGAAAAAUGGGAUCUCAGAUCCCCCAAUUUCCACCAGGAUUGCAGUUGUCAGAAUUGAGCCAGAGUAGUAAAGUAG
Messenger RNA from Aspergillus welwitschiae, 1458 nucleotides. Its product is annotated as Hsp20/alpha crystallin family protein. The transcript has a single exon. Gene Ontology annotation, biological process: response to hydrogen peroxide; protein folding; response to salt stress. The record is from RefSeq and is a predicted model, not a curated record. The coding region runs from base 215 to 1222 and encodes 335 amino acids. Lineage: Eukaryota; Fungi; Ascomycota; Eurotiomycetes; Eurotiales; Aspergillaceae.